UGUGUGACAGACUAAUUUUCUAUCAGCCCUGGGGAGAUGUCUAACCUAUGAUUGCUUCCUCUCAUUCUCCUUGUGCCCCAGUGAACGGCCAUUUUUCCAUCUCAAUCCCUGUGAAGUCAGACUUUGCCCCUGUCUCUCGGUUGCUCAUCUAUGCGAUUUUACCUACUGGGGACAUGAUCGGGGAUUCUGCAAAGUAUAAGGUUGAAAAUUGUCUGGCCAACAAGGUGCAUUUGAGCUUCGACCCAUCACAAAGUCUCCCAGCCUCACAGGCCCACCUGCGAGUCACCGCUGCUCCUCAGUCCGCCUGCGCCCUCCGGGCUGUGGACCAAAGCGUGCUGCUCAUGAAUCCUGACUCUGAGCUCUCCACAUCCUCGGUUUAUAACCUGCUACCAGUAAAGGACCUCACUGGCUUCCCUCAGUAUUUGAAUGACCGUGACGAUGGAGACUGCAUCAAUCGUCACAAUGUAUUUAUUAAUGGAAUCACAUAUUCUCCAGUAUCGAAUACAAAUGAAAAGGAUAUGUAUAGCUUUUUGCAGGACAUGGGCUUAAAGGCAUUGACCAACUCAAAGAUUCAUAAACCUAACAUAUGUCUACAACCUGAACCACUUGGGAUGUAUGCACCAGAAGAUCUACGAAGCGCACCUUAUGACUCAGAGGUAAUGCGAAGAGGCCAUGCACUCAUGAUGCGUGUUGAAGAGCCUCCUCCCACAGAGACCAUACGAAAGUACUUCCCUGAGACGUGGAUCUGGGAUUUGGUGGUGGUGAACUCAUCAGGUGUGGCUGAGGUAGGAGUAACCGUCCCAGACACCAUCACCGAGUGGAAGGCAGGGGCCUUCUGCCUGUCCAAAGACGCUGGACUUGGUAUCUCUCCCACCGCCUCUCUCCGAGCCUUCCAGCCCUUCUUUGUGGAGCUCACAAUGCCCUACUCUGUGAUCCGUGGAGAGGUCUUCACACUCAAGGCCACUGUCCUAAACUACCUUCCCAAAUGCAUCCGGGUCAGCGUGCAGCUGGAAGCUUCUCCCGCCUUCCUAGCUGUCCCAGUGGAGAAGGAACAAGGGUCUCACUGCAUCUGUGUGAACGGGCGGCAAACUGUGUCCUGGGCAAUAACCCCAAAGUCAUUAGGAAAUGUGAAUUUCACUGUGAGUGCAGAGGCACUAGAGUCUCAAGAGCUGUGUGGGACUGAGGUGACUUCAGUCCCUGAAUAUGGAAAGAAAGACACAAUCAUCAAGCCUCUUUUGGUUGAACCUGAAGGACUGGAGAAGGAAACAACAUUCAACGCCCUGCUUUGUCCAUCAGGUGGUGAAGUAUCUGAAGAAUUAUCCCUGAAACUGCCACCAAAUGUGGUAGAAGAAUCUGCCCGAGCUUCUGUAUCAGUUUUGGGAGAUAUAUUAGGCUCUGCCAUGCAAAACACACAAAAUCUUCUGCAGAUGCCCUAUGGCUGUGGAGAGCAGAAUAUGGUCCUCUUUGCUCCUAACAUCUAUGUUCUGGAUUAUCUAAAUAAAACACAGCAGCUUACUCCAGAGAUCAAGUCCAAGGCCACUGGUUAUCUCAACACUGGUUAUCAGAGACAGCUGAACUACAAACACUCUGAUGGCUCCUACAGCACCUUUGGGGAGCAACAUGGCAGAAGCCAGGGCAACACCUGGCUCACAGCCUUUGUUCUGAAGACUUUUGCCCAAGCUCGAGCGUACAUCUUCAUCGAUGAAGCACACAUUAACCAAGCGUUCACAUGGCUUUCCCAGAAGCAGAAGGACAAUGGCUGCUUCAGGAGCUCUGGGUCACUGCUCAACAAUGCCAUAAAGGGAGGAGUAGAAGAUGAAGUGACCCUCUCCGCCUAUAUCACCAUCGCCCUUCUGGAGAUUCCUGUCCCAGUCUCGCACCAUGUUGUCCGCAAUGCCCUGUUUUGCCUGGAGUCAGCCUGGAAGGCAGCACAGGAAGGGGCCAGUGGCAGCCAUGUGUACACCAAGGCACUGCUGGCCUAUGCUUUUGCCCUGGCAGGUAACCAGGACAAGGAGAAGGAAGUACUGGAGUCACUUAAUGAAGAAGCUGUGAAGAAAGACAACUCAGUCCAUUGGGAGCGUCCUCAGAAACCCAAGGCACCAGUGGGGCGUUUUUACCAACCCCAGGCUCCCUCUGCUGAGGUGGAGAUGACGUCCUAUGUGCUCCUCGCUUACCUCACGGCUCAGCCAGCCCCAAGCUCGGAGGACCUGACGGCUGCAACCAACAUCGUGAAGUGGAUCACGAAGCAGCAGAACUCCCAGGGUGGCUUCUCCUCCACCCAGGACACAGUGGUGGCUCUCCAUGCUCUGUCCAAAUAUGGAGCAGCCACGUUUACCAAGACUGGGAAGGCUGCACAGGUGACUAUCACCCAGUCUUCAGGGACGUUUUCCAAAACUUUCCAAGUGGACAGCAACAAUCGCCUGUUACUGCAGCAGGUCUCAUUGCCACAGCUGCCUGGGGAGUACAGCACGAAAGUGACGGGAGAAGGGUGUGUCUACCUGCAGACAUCCUUGAAAUACAGUAUUCUCCCAGAAAAGGAAGAGUUCCCGUUUGCUUUAGAGGUGCACACUCUGCCUCAAACUUGUGAUGAACCCAAAGCCCACACCAGCUUCGAAAUCUCACUAAAUGUGAGUUACACCGGGAGCCGCUCUGCCUCCAACAUGGCGAUCACUGAUGUGAAGAUGAUCUCUGGCUUCAUUCCCCUGAAGCCGACAGUGAAAAUGCUGGAAAGAUCUAACCACGUGAGCCGGACAGAAGUCAGCAACAAUCACGUCUUGAUCUACCUGGAUAAGGUGACAAAUCAGACACUGAGCUUGUCCUUCAAGGUUCUGCAAGAUGUCCCAGUAAGAGAUCUGAAACCAGCCAUAGUGAAAGUCUAUGAUUACUAUGAGACAGAUGAGUUUGCAAUUGCUGAAUACAGUGCUCCUUGCAGCAAAGAUCUUGGAAAUGCUUGAAGACCACAAGACUGAAGAGCGCUUUGCUGGAGUCCUGUCCUCAGAGCUCCACAGAAGAAACAUGUUUUUGUAUCUCCAAAGGCUUGAUGAAUGAACAUUUUUGUCUGGUCAAUGUCUUUCCAUGUUUCCUGUUCAUUCAAUAAAUAUUUCUUUACAUUUCCA
Sapajus apella (tufted capuchin) is the source of this 3116-nucleotide messenger RNA. RefSeq names its product alpha-2-macroglobulin. Gene Ontology annotation, molecular function: endopeptidase inhibitor activity. The transcript has 23 exons. The record is from RefSeq and is a predicted model, not a curated record. NCBI's taxonomy places the organism in Eukaryota, Metazoa, Chordata, Mammalia, Primates, Cebidae. The coding region runs from base 48 to 2954 and encodes 968 amino acids. Gene Ontology annotation, cellular component: extracellular region.